Molecule: messenger RNA, 2066 nt
Organism: Argiope bruennichi
Lineage: Eukaryota; Metazoa; Arthropoda; Arachnida; Araneae; Araneidae
Gene: Gint3
Product: UBX domain-containing protein 6-like
Exons: 7
Coding region: 511-1794 (427 amino acids)
Cellular component (GO): cytoplasm
Molecular function (GO): protein binding
Source: RefSeq, a predicted model, not a curated record
AGUUUCGAUCUGUUUAUUAUUGAAACAGAUUUUUUGUAACUGCAUUAGUGUUGUAAAACGUUCUAAGCCAACGUGUUUUGUUAAAGGAAUAUUUAUGAUGUUAGAUAAGCAAUGAUUAACCUGAUUUAUUGCAUUCAUGAAGUGAAAGAAUUUACUAUUGAGUAAUGUCAUUAUUCAAUUUAUUUAAUAAUGUCAUCACUCCGCCAGGAGUGACAGAAUAUCUUCAUUCACUACUUCCUGUCGAACUUAAAGAAUUUUAUUUUUCCACUCUGUCUACUUUUACUACUAUUGAUGAAUUUCAGUUGAAAAUUUUGCGUGUUUCUUUCAUUGUACUCCUUGUGAAUUUAGUAUUUAUUUGGAUAUCGUGGGGAAAAUAUGGGGAUAAAAUUACUGAAAGAUUUAUGAAACCAGCAUCCAGUAAAAGUCUUGAGGAUUUAAAACGUGAAGCCACUGAGUUGAAACUACCAAAGGAACAUACCCCAAGGAUUUAAUAUUUAUUGUUCAGUCAAAAUGAGUGCAAUUAGAGAUUUUUUCAAGAAAAAGAAGGCUGAUAUAAAAUUUCAAGCUGCAGGACCUGGGCAUAGACUGACAGAAACUCCCAGUAAGCCAAAGAAUAGUGGCUCCUCAGCUAUUGUGAACCAGCCAAAACGGUAUCAACCAUCAGAAGGUGCACAACGUGCUGGUGCUGCAGCAUUAGCUCGUAUUGAACAGAAAUCAACUAAUGUUAAUUGGUCUUCUCAAGCUGUUAAAGCUCAAGCUAAAAAGGAAAUUGAAUUGGAAAAUGCUUUAAAAAAUAAACCAACUGUUGCUGCUGCACCAAAGCAAAAUGUGGUUGUUCAAGAGGCUUGUCCAACUUUAACAGUAUCUGGUGUCUAUUUCAAAUGUCCUAUGAUUGGUCCAGAAAUUCUGCCUAAGAAAGAUAUUAAAAUGAAAAUUAAGGAAUUCCUGUAUGAACAGUUAGAACAAGAAAAAGGGCUUACAGCUUGUUUAAUAAUCCAUACUGUAAAUGAAAAUAAAGACAAAAUUCGAAUAGGAAUUGAAACACUUGUUAGAUAUCUUACCAAUAUUUUAGACAAUCCUGAGGAGGAAAAGUACCAUAAAAUUCGUUUGAAUAACAAAGUUUUCCAGGAAAGAAUUAUAGGCCUAGAAGGGGCCUUUGAAUUCCUAGAAGCUGCAGGAUUUACCAAACAAAUGAUUGGAGAAGAAGAGUAUUUGGUUUUUGUUGGUGUUACCGAUGAAAGUUUUGAAAAUUUACAAAUGCUUAAAGAAGCUCUUUUAAGUGCAGAACCAAUACUUCCCAUGUUAGAUAGGAAUCUAAAAGUAUUAAGACCUGCUCAAGCUGCUGCCCAAAUAAAUUUACCUGAUGAUUUUUUUUAUUUGUCUGCUGAAGAAGUGAAAAGAGAACAAAGUGAAAAAUCAGAGACUGUUGAACUUAUGACACAACUAAGGACUAGAGAAAUGAGAGAAAGGGAUGCAAUAAAGGAACUCCAUGUAUACAAAUAUACUCUUAUUAGAAUAAGAUUCCCUGAUGGUAUUAUUUUGCAAGGAACUUUCUAUGUUCAUGAAAGAUUAUCUGCUGUGAAGCAGUUCAUUGCUGAAAAUUUAUGUAAUCCUGAACAAGAAUUUCAUCUUUUACUGCCUGGUGGUUCAAAGUUAACUGAAGACAGCAAUUCUUUAAUGGAAUUAAAGCUGGUUCCUGCUGUGUUGUUAAAUUUCUUAUGGACUGAUGGUCCUUCUAACUCAAACUCUAGCUUUUUAAAACCUGAUAUAAUGGCACUCCUUGAAGAUCUGUGAGGAAAAAAAAAUUGAAAUAUAUUGUUUUCCCAGUAUUGUAUUUGCUGUUUGCAUCUUUUCAUUUUCUGUUCUUUAUAGUUAUAUAAAAAUAAUACCUUUAAUCUGAAAGUUAUCCUUUGAAUGUAAUAAAUAUUUUCAGAAUUAUUUAAAGUUUCAGAGUUAUUUAUCUCAUCUGUAUAAGCAGAUGAGAUUUAGUUAAACUGCCUUAUACUGAAAAGUAAUAAUUUUAAUAGCAUUUAAGAUAUACAUAUAUAUUUAAUUUUUUCUAAUUA